Neoarius graeffei (lesser salmon catfish) is the source of this 4612-nucleotide messenger RNA. It is a transcript of the gene abcg4a, whose product is annotated as ATP-binding cassette, sub-family G (WHITE), member 4a. Gene Ontology annotation, cellular component: plasma membrane. Bases 34 to 1968 code for a protein of 644 amino acids. Gene Ontology annotation, molecular function: ATP binding; ABC-type transporter activity; ATP hydrolysis activity. The transcript is spliced from 14 exons. NCBI's taxonomy places the organism in Eukaryota, Metazoa, Chordata, Actinopteri, Siluriformes, Ariidae. The record is from RefSeq and is a predicted model, not a curated record.
UCUCACAGUGUCUCUAUUUUACAGAUUGCUGGUAUGGCUGAAAAGUCCUUAGAGCAAGGGUCAGUCUCCAUUCCCAUGGAAGAGACCAAGCGGGCGGGAGGAGCCCCUCCGGAGGCAGCCAUGUUGACCCACCUGAAGAAAGUGGAGAACCAUAUCACAGAGGCGCAGAGGUUCUCACAUCUGCCCCGGCGCUCGGCUGUAGACCUGGAGUUCACCGAACUUUCCUACACUAUUCAUGAGGGCCCCUGCUGGAAGCGGAGAGGUUGCAAGGCGCUCCUGAAAUGUUUGUCAGGGAAGUUUUGUAGCCGAGAGCUCAUCGGGAUUAUGGGGCCUUCUGGGGCCGGCAAGUCCACUCUCAUGAAUAUUCUUGCUGGGUACAGAGAGACUGGCAUGGAGGGACAGAUCUUAGUAAACGGGCGACUGCGUGACCUCCGCACCUUCAGGAAGAUGUCCUGUUACAUUAUGCAGGAUGACAUGCUGUUGCCGCACCUCACCACACGGGAGGCCAUGAUGGUUUCAGCCAACCUGAAACUAAACGAGAACAUGGAAGUGAAGAAGGAACUCGUGAAUGAGAUCCUCACUGCUCUAGGCCUGCAGGAGACUGCGCACACUCGUACACACUCUCUCUCCGGAGGUCAACGUAAACGACUGGCUAUUGCAUUGGAGCUGGUCAACAACCCGCCUGUCAUGUUCUUCGAUGAGCCAACCAGUGGUCUAGACAGUGCAUCCUGCUACCAGGUGGUUUCUCUAAUGAAGUCUCUUGCUCUGGGUGGAAGAACCAUCAUCUGUACCAUCCACCAGCCCAGUGCUAAACUCUUUGAAAUGUUUGACAAGCUGUAUAUUCUGAGUCAGGGGCAGUGCAUAUAUAAGGGCACUGUCCCAUACCUCAUCCCCUAUCUGAAGAACCUCGGUCUCCACUGCCCUACUUACCACAAUCCUGCAGACUUUAUAAUUGAAGUGGCAUCAGGAGAGUAUGGUGAUUUGAAUCCUGUGCUGUUCGAGGCAGUGCAGGGUGGCAUGUGUUCAGAGGGUGGCAAGAAGAACUCUAGUGACAAGAAUGAUCCUACAUCAUCCUGUCCAACUCAGUGUAACAACGAUUCAGGACACAUUGAAAAACAUACCUUUGCCACCAGCACGCUCACACAGUUCUGCAUUCUUUUCAAAAGGACCUUUAUCACUAUAUGCAGAGACACAGUAUUGACCCACCUGAGGGUGAUGUCACACUUGAGUAUCGGAGUUCUGAUUGGUCUGCUUUACCUGAACAUUGGCAAUGAUGCAAACAAAGUGUUCAACAACACUGGGUUUCUCUUCUUCUCCAUGCUCUUCCUCAUGUUUGCUGCAUUAAUGCCCACUGUUCUCACAUUUCCUCUGGAGUUGGCAGUGUUUAUAAGGGAGCAUCUGAACUACUGGUACAGUUUAAAGGCGUACUAUCUAGCCAAGACCAUGGCUGACAUUCCAUUCCAGAUCAUAUGUCCCAUAAUAUACUGUACUAUAGUUUACUGGAUGACAACGCAACCUCCAGAAGCGGGCAGAUAUCUGCUUUUCAUGGCUCUGUCCACCUCCACUGCCCUGGUGGCUCAGUCUCUGGGCCUCCUCAUAGGAGCUGCUUCCACCUCCCUGCAGGUGGCCACAUUUGUAGGGCCAGUGACAGCCAUUCCAGUCUUGCUUUUCUCUGGGUUCUUUGUCAACUUUGACACCAUCCCAAAAUACCUACAGUGGACCUCCUAUGUUUCUUAUGUCAGGUACGGCUUUGAGGGUGUGAUCCUAUCGAUUUAUGGGAUGAACCGAACAGACUUGGAGUGCCCAGGCAUUGUCUGUAAGUUCCAGAAGCCUGAAGAGGUGCUGCAGCUGCUGGACGUAGAAGACGCAAAGCUCUACGUGGACUUCAUAGUGUUAGGGGUUUUCUUCCUCAUUCUUCGGUUAGCCACUUAUCUUGUGCUGCGAUACAAAAUCAAGUCCGAACGUUAGGGCUUGACAUCAGCUACUACACUUGUUUUAAUUUGACACACAUUGACGUUAUGUUUUGGAUCACAGUUAGUCUAUGUUGUGGAGGCAAACCUGUGCAAUGUUCUCCAAACUCUUUGUUCAAGGAUGCAAAUGGAUUUUUUUUUUCAAAUUGACACUCCUUUUAAGAUUUCAGUUCCUUUCAAUUAGAUAAUCAGGUGUGACAGCACAGGGUCAAUAGUGCCAGUGGAAAGCUUGGUAGUUUUGUUUUUUUUAAAUGCUUAUUUAAGUUUUCCAAUCUUAUUUCAUGCAGCGUUCUUGUAUUAGAUACAGUAUAAAAUGAUGACCAAACUUUUAUUAUAAAUAAGAAGCAUGAAGGUUGGUGAAUGAAGUUGGAGCUACAGAGCAGCAACUGUCCCAACUGACAAUCUCUCACUUGCCCUGUAUCUGGUAUACGCCCUGUAUCACUCUCCUAAUGUGAACAGGCUUAAAUACGUACAAGACUGUAUAUGAGCAAGUGCCUGCCAAACAGCCAAAAAAAAGAAAAGAAAAAAAGACAAACCCUUCCACCAUUCCACUCAAUAUUUUUCUGUUGGCUCAGUUUCCAAAUUGUACUUUUGGAGUAACUGAAUAAUUGCAAGAACUGAUUUCACAUGACAAACACAAACAGAGUUGUCUUGCGCUAUUACUUUAUUGCCCUUGGUCUGGAAAGUCGUAUCAGCAUACCGAUGAGACCGUAUUUGUCAUUUCAACUAAGUCCUUCUUGGACAUAUUACGCAGCACUCUCUCACUUUGACCUACUGAAGUACAUCUAAUAAAACAAGGGACGAUGGAUCUACAUUAGUUAGAUCUGCUUUCCAUAGAUCUAAGGAACGACAGCACGUGCUUUUCAUGUGAGCUACCUUCGAAUGGGAACAGGGAAAUGGGUUACUGGAUGAACUCAAAUGAAAAACAAGUUCUGUCACAUUUUAUAACUUCUGUACUUUUAAUUCCCUUUCCAAAAGUGAAGGAGAUAAGUUGAUCUUAUACUUUUUAAUUUUUUCCCCCCCCUAAAUCCAUCUUAACGGAUUACUGGACACUGCGUGUAAUCCUGUUUUACUAUGAAAAACAUGAGCCGCUGCUACGCUGAACAUGAUGCUAAAGAAAUGAUUGUGAAUGCAAAUUUGGAAUAAAGAGCUUGAACUUAAUUUUGGAAAAAGGAAGCCAGUCUCACCAUCUCAAUGGAAACAUCUUGACCAAUUAAGAAGCUCUACUGUGAGCUUUCCUGUCUGGAUGGAAGAAAUGGAAGAGGAAGCAGUGCAUUCCUACCCUUUCCUUUACCGUACGAGAAAAUGCGUGUCCUGCUAGAGUUGGAACCCAACCCUUGGAUCUGCUUUGUUUGAAACUGUUCGCUCGACUCUAAUAACUGGAGGUCAUGUAAACUACUCAGUAUCAUUUCUGCCAUCAGCUCUGCUGUCAGCUGACCAUGUGUUAUCAAAAUGCUGGAUGGACAGACUGUGCCACCUUAUGGCUUACUGUAUACUGCUUGAUGGACUUUAAUGCCUAUUUAUGAGCACCUCCCUGUACUUAAAUGUGUAACUGCUUACUUUAUUCAGUCUCUUCAAUACUGCAAUGCAAUGCAAAUGUCUUACUCGAUGAUGGACAUGAUGUGGCUCUGGUUCAUGCUAUGUGUUAUGUCUGCUAAUAUACUGUACGUAAUUAUAAUAACCUGAGUAUAUAUACACACACAACAAAUGUAGAUGUGCAAUGCUGAUCUUUUUAUUUGAGAUUAAUUUGUAUUUAGUUUUAUUUUUAUAUGACUAUAACGUGCAGUGCUAGAGAUGGAUGUGAAAAUGUAACACGCAUGGUGACUUCGGAAUCAAAUACAUAUAGGAAUUUAUGUUACUCAUGAAUUAUUUCCACGACAUACUUCAGACAUUUUUUUUUUUUUACUAACUAGACUGUUCUUUUUUGGGGGGUUGUUUGGGUAAUUAUUUUAGCCAUAUUCUAAUCAGAGUAUGCUGUCAUUCCCAUGAGUAAAUUGGAUAUAUUGAAACAAGUGGUAUGGAAAUAAUCAGAAGGAGACGAACAGGAAGGAGACAGCAUUAGACCAUUAGUGCUCGCACUGAGUUCUGCUGAACGCACACAUAUGACUUACUGUAAAGUGAUGAUUGCUUUUGUCCUAGUACAAUCUCUACAUGCUGCUGCCUCAACACACAGCUUUAAGGAUAGACUCCGAGGGUCAUUGUGCAAUAAAAGUGUGAGGGAGAAACCGGUAAUUCAAGAUCAUAGUCAGUGGCGUGCACAGACAUUUUUGGGGGCAAGUGCUCUGGGGGGGAAAAAGGGCACUUUUUUGCGCAUGUGGAACACCUUAUUAUAAAAGUCUGAGAUUUAACCCUCCUCUUGUGUUCGGGUCGCCACUGACCCGUUUUAGUUUUUAAAGGUGUAAAACAACCACUUAAUGUUAAUUUAUUACAUCAAGGCUUUUUGACUUUGCCAGGAAUCUCUAGUUGAACAAAAUAGAAAACGAAAUUGGGGGCGGCACGGUGGUGUAGUGGUUAGCGCUGUCGCCUCACAGCAAGAAGGUCCGGAUUCGAUCCCCAUGGCCGGCGAGGGCCUUUCUGUGCGGAGUUUGCAUGUUCUCCCCGUGUCCGCGUGGGUUUCCUCCGGGUGCUCCGGUUUCCCCCAC